Messenger RNA from Angiostrongylus costaricensis, 465 nucleotides. The record is from the annotation of a GenBank genome assembly. NCBI's taxonomy places the organism in Eukaryota, Metazoa, Nematoda, Chromadorea, Rhabditida, Metastrongylidae.
AUGGGUGACACCGGUCUGCAUGGUGACAACAGUGCUGCACUUGUGUUUCGUGACACUUGCGACGCCCAUACCUUAUGCGAGACUGAUGCCGAAGGUGAGAAAACUAGUGGUAGGAGAUGUAGAUCGAGAGUUCAGUCACAGAACAAAUGCUCGUCCAUGUUUGCUCCACCCGGAGACGAAGUGUGUCGUGAGAAAGUUAGCAAUAUUUCGGUGUUCGAAGUGCAUACGAGGUAUAAAUUCUUCGGAGCAGUUGAGUUGGAUAUGAACAUUUUCGUUUUAGGUGAAUGGAUCAGAUCGCUGCCAACUAGAGGAACAGAAAUUCAAGAAGAACUUGUACUAGAAGCGAUUGCUGGCCUGCGCAGUUGUAAGUUGUCAAGAAACGGCAUAUUUCUUACUGUACGUAAAGGUUGUGAUGUAGUAAUGGAAAUGGGCAAGUACAUGACUGCGAAAGCGGAGUUUAUAUAA